UCGUUCCCACGUUACCAACAGUUCACAAUAUCUCUCAGCUUCGCUUCAUUCUAACGUCACGUGACGCCCUCUCGUCGAAACCAAACGUUGAGAACAAAGAGUUGUUAAUACUUAAUACUGUUCACCAGGGAAAGAAAAGCAUUUCUCAAUUCUCAGUUCUUUCCCUUUCCUUUCCUUCCUCCUAUUUUCUUCACAAAUUCUUUUAAAAAUCUCCCAUAUUUUCCAUCCAUCCAUCAUUCAUUCAUUUUCCACAAUGACGAUUCCUCUCUUAAACCUCUUCCUUCUAUUUUCUCUCUUCGCACUUUCCUUCUCUCACGAAACACCAAAUCCUCAAAACCACCACCACCACAACCACCACGCUUUUCCGAGACCGUUGAUUCUAGAAUACUCUGAACUCGAAGAAGAGGUGAAGUUGAGAUGCACCAGUUGGAGAUUCUCCGGUGAAGCGAACAAUCUGAGUCCAUGGAUAACGGUGCCGAAAGAAUGUGCCCAAUAUGUUAAGGAAUAUAUGACGGGAAAAGGUUAUGUUUAUGACCUAGAAAUUGUUUCUAAGGAAGCUGGUGAAUUUGCUAAAAGUAUUCAACUCAAAGAUGAUGGAUUAGAUGCGUGGAUUUUCGAUAUUGAUGAGACUUUACUCUCUAAUUUACCCUAUUAUUCUGCACAUGGUUACGGGUUCGAGGUUUUUGACCAUGUAAAGUUUGAUGCUUGGGUGGAAAAGGGUGUAGCCCCAGCAAUAGAAGCCAGUUUAAAACUCUAUGAGGAUAUUUUGAAUCUGGGGUAUAAGGUCAUUCUACUUACAGGGCGGAAAGAAAGUCAUAGGGGUGUUACCGUUGAUAAUCUGAUAAACGCUGGUUUUCGGGAUUGGCACCAGCUCAUAUUAAGAUCUUCAGAUGAUAAAGGAAAACUAGCUGUAAUUUACAAAUCAGAGAAGAGGAGUGAGAUGGAGAAAGAUGGAUACAGGAUUCUUGGAAAUUCUGGUGACCAGUGGAGUGAUUUAUUAGGUUCUGCAGUAUCUGUUAGGUCUUUCAAGCUUCCAAAUCCCAUGUAUUACAUUGCUUAGCAAUGCUCAUUCAUUUACAAAUAAUUGCUCUAAAAAAUUCUGAGCUGUACAUAAUGGAAUUUACUACUAAUUCAUAAUUGCAUAUACGAUUGAAACUCCAAUAUAAACCGACUAUUAAUUGAACAUUCGUUGAUAAUUCAGUCA
Messenger RNA from Trifolium pratense (red clover), 1204 nucleotides. RefSeq names its product acid phosphatase 1-like. The transcript is spliced from 3 exons. Gene Ontology annotation, molecular function: acid phosphatase activity. The record is from RefSeq and is a predicted model, not a curated record. The coding region runs from base 254 to 1060 and encodes 268 amino acids. NCBI's taxonomy places the organism in Eukaryota, Viridiplantae, Streptophyta, Magnoliopsida, Fabales, Fabaceae.